AUGCCGGGACAAGAUGUGGGCAGUGGGUUGAGAGCAGUAGACGCCUCUCUCCUCUCCCAUCAUUACAACGGGUUUCUUGGUUUCCCAGCCAGGGUGAUAUCCAGUGAUUUGUGGAUUCCUCCUUCUGGCAGUGUGACCAUGGGCACCGAAUAUGAAAAAGAUCAUAUCAAGAAGCUGCAGGAGCAGCGUAUGUCCAUGCAAAAGAAAACCUUCACCAACUGGAUGAACAAUGUCUUCUUCAGGAAUAAUGUAAAGAUUGAGAUAGAAGAUAUUUACACAGAUUUGAAGGAUGGCAUCUCUCUCAUGAAACUCCUCGAGCUUCUCUCUGGAGAAGAUUUGCCCAAACCAAGCCGGGGAAAGAUGAGAGUGCAUUUUCUAGAAAACAACAGCAAAGCCAUCACAUUUCUGAAAUCCAAGGUACAAGUAAAAGUGAUUGGUCCUGAGAAUAUCGUAGAUGGUGACAGAACCUUAAUCCUGGGCCUUAUCUGGAUCAUCAUACUUCGAUUUCAGAUAUCAUCUAUAAAACUUGAUAAGGAGGAAUUUGGAGGUAGAGCUGAUGUUCUAUUUGCCAAUGAAGCCUUAUUGCUCUGGUGUCAGCAUAAAACUGCCAGCUAUUCCAAUGUGAGUGUGAAGGACUUCUCCAAAAGUUGGAGUGAUGGGCUGGCCUUCAAUGCUCUCAUACAUGCUCACAGGCCUGAUCUUAUCCACUAUAGCUCACUGAGGCAGGACCAGCCCAUUAAAAACCUGAACAAUGCCUUUGAUGUUGCUGAGAAAGAGUUUGGAAUCAGCAAACUGCUUGAUGCUGAGGAUGUGGCAGUGCCCUAUCCAGAUGAGAGAUCCAUCAUGACCUAUGUGUCACUCUAUUACCACUACUUCUCUAGACUGAAACAAGGCCAGACAAUACAAAAGAGACUUAACAAAAUUGUGUUCUUCCUGAAGGAGAUAGAUGACUUGAAGCUUCAGUAUGAGCAGAUGGUCUCUGACCUCCUGAAAUGGAUAAAACAGAAGGUGAUGGAACUGGAUGACCGUCAUUUCCCCAACUCUCUUCAGGAAAUGUGGCUGCUCAUGGCCAACUUUAAAACCUUCCGCACUGUGGAGAAACCCCCCAAGUACCAAGAGAAGGGCAUGAUUGAAGCUCAUCUCUUCAACAUCAGGACCAAGCAGAGAGCCAACAACCAACGGCCAUACUUGCCCCCAGAGGGGAAGAUGCUGCAGGAUGUGGAAAAGCGCUGGAUCAUCCUGGAAAAGUCAGAGCACAACCGUGGGAAAGCACUGCAAAAGGAGAUGCUGAGGCUGGAAAGGCUGGAACAGCUAGCCCAGAGGUUCUUGAAGAAGGCAGCCCUGCGCGAGUCCUACUUGGAAGACAUGAGGAAAGUGAUCGGGAAGCAGGACUUCUGGCCAGAGAGUGUGGACAGGAUGGAGGCUGCCAGUAGGAAGCUGGAAGCCAUUGUGGCAGAUGUACUGCCCAGGAGGGAACGCUUCACAGCUUUGGAUGAAAUGGCCACUGUUAUCAGCCAGGAGAACUAUCACAGCAAAGAUCAAAUCUUGCACAAGCAAAAGAGCAUUUCAAAGCAAUGGCAGGAUCUCCUGGAUCAGCUUCAGAGACGAGAACAAUCCCUGGGAAUCAUGCAGGAAAUUCUGGGCCUCCUGAGGGACAUAGAUGCCAUUACAGAGGAGCUGAAAGAGCUGCAGGUGCUAGUGAAUUCCCAGGACUGUGGGAAGCAGCUCCUUGAAGUGGUAGAUUUGCUGCAGAAUCACAACUUGGUUGAUUCGCAGAUCUCUUCCUAUGAUGACAGAUUGAUGCACAUCACCCAGAGAACAGGAGAAAUCAGCAAGGACAGCACAGUUAAAUCAGAACUGCUUUAUGCAAAAGUUCAGAUGCUUCGUCAGCUUUACCAGAAUCUCAGAGCUCAGAGCAAGUCACGUAAAUCUCAGCUAGAAGAUGCUUUGAAGCUUUUUGAAUUCUUCCGUGAUUGCAAAGAGGAAGAAUCAUGGAUCUCUGAGAAGUGGAAGCUGGCAAGAAUGACAACAUUAGGGAAAGAUGUCAGCCAGAUCACAGCCUCUAUUCAGAAAAACAAGGCUCUUGAAGUGGAGUGCAAUUCACACAGGGCCAUAUGUACAGAUGUGAUGAGGAGGGGCUGGGAGCUCAGCCAAAAGAACCCCAUGCGCCAGGACGACAUCCUGAGGCAGACAGACAAUCUCCAGAAGCUGUGGCAGCAGCUCCAAGAUGAGGUGGCUGACCGCAAAAGCCGCCUGCAGGCAGCAGCCCUCAUCAAACAGUACUUUGCUGACAUUGAUGAAGCAGAUUCGUGGUUGCGAGAGAGGCAGCCCCUUCUUGCCAGCAAGGACUAUGGCAAAGACGAAUCAAGCGCCGAAGCGCUGCUGCAUCGUCACUUGCGCCUGGAGAAGGAGAUUGCAGCCUAUUCCUCUGAGAUGAGGCGCCUCAAAGAGCAGGCUGACAUUGCAGCACAGCAGGCUCCAGCUGCAAUGACAAAGAGGGAAGCCCCAAGUGACUUAAAUCAAAAGACAACUAAGCUACCAUUCAGUCGAACCUGGGCAACAUCUGAAACUGCAUCCACUGGAACCUCAAGUAUGGAUGAUCAUUUUCUUCCAGAGAAUAUCUGGAAGACCCAAGAAGAAAUAGAUUCACUUUAUGAACAUCUACAGAGCAUGGCUGAGAACAGAAAAAAGGCUCUGGAGGAAAUGAUCGGAUAUUAUCGCUUCUGCAGCUCUUGUGAAGAAUUUCAGUCAUGGAUGAGAGAUAAAGAGAACAUUUUCCGCACUCUUCAACCUCAAGCAGACAAUGUGGAGGUCAUGCAGCAGAAAUAUCAGAGGUUUUUAACAGAACUGGCUGCAGGCAAAGGCCAGCUGGAAGACAUUGAAAACUUAGCUGUUAAAUAUGGAAAGAUCAGUCCCAGCAAAUAUUUUGAGAUCCAAACUUGGAUGGAAAAGAUCAACAUCAGAUGGCAAUCCAUGGAAACACUGAAGGAGGAGAAAGGCUCUGAGCUGAUUGGAGUGGCUGAUGUGAGGACAUUUCUUCAGGACUGUCAGAGCAUAGGAGUGCUACUGCAAGACAAGAUGGUCCAACUCAGGGAUCUGGAGCCAGGGAACUUGCCUGCUGGACUGGAGUCAGACAAGCGCAAACUGUACACAAUUGAGAGAGAGGUCCUGGUGACAGAGAGGAAAAUUGAAUACUUGAGGAGUGUUGCAAAAUCGAUCAAGGACACCAACCCUGCAGAGAGCAGGGCCAUCACUGAACAGGUAGAAAACAUGGAGAGACUUCUGGCAGAGCUCAAGCUGGAAAUCCAAAAGAAGCGGGACAUUCUGCAGUGGGCCCAAAACCAGAAGUCCUUCCUGCAGGACAGCCGUAGGCUCCUACUGUGGGCAGAGGGCAUUCGGGAGAAACUGAGCAGUGAAGAAAUGGGCCUGGAUGUGGGAUCUGCAGAGCAAUUGCUGAAGGAACAUCAAGACCUGCUGAUAGAAAUUGCCUCUCAGAAUGAAAGAUUUCUGCAGCUUGAAGAGCUUGGGCGCAAAGUAGUUCAUCAACAACCCAGUAACAACAGGAGCAGAGAUGUCCAGCAGACCAUGGAGAAACUUGCCAAGGAGAACAAAGAGCUGGAGGAAAUGUGGGGAAAGCGAUGGAAAAAGCUGCAGGAUGGCCUGGAAUUGCAGAAGUUCAACAGGGAGGGAGACCGUAUCAAUGCAGCCCUCUCUGGUCAUGAGGCAUUUCUCCGGGGCCAUGACCUUGGGGACCAUGUAGAUGCUGUUCGAAGCCUGCUAAAGCAACAUCAGGAAUUUGAACAACUGCUGAUGGCACUGAAGAGACGAGUGGAAGCCCUCAAUGAAAAUGGGGUGAAGCUAUUAGAGAGCAGGCACUUUGCAUCUCAUGUUAUUGAAGAGAGAAUGGUCACUCUCCGGAGAAGGUGGGAGCAGCUGAUACAAAGCAAUACCAAGCGAAAACAGAGGUUGUUGGAUUCCCUACAAUUACAGGAGUUUAAUCGUGAUGCUGCUGAGCUUUUGAUAUGGAUGGAAGAGAAGUACAAGAUCGCAUCAGAUGAAUCCUAUCGUGAUCCAACAAAUGUUCUGCGCAAGCUGAAGUGGCAUGAGGCUGCUGAGAAGGAAAUGUUGGCUAAUGAGGAGCACUUUACAACACUGAUAAAGAAAGGAAAUAAAUUGAUUGAAGACAACCACUAUGCUGCAGUUUCUGUCCAGGAGAAGAUGUCAGAGCUCAAAAAGAAGUGGAGGGAAUUGUAUGGCAAGAUGAUAGAGAGAGGUGAUAAACUGAGACAAGCUGGACAGCAGGAACAGCUCAUGGAACUGCUGCAGGAUGCCAAAAAGAAGAUAGAAAAAAUAGAGAAAGUUCUUCAGGAAUCUGAGACAGGCCAUGAUUUGCGCUCCAGCCGUGAUCUACUCAAGCAGCACAGACAGCUGGAAAAUGAGACACGUGAGCUGGCAGAGAAAAUGAAUGCCAUUGUAUCUCAUGCAAGGAAAAUGGCCACCAAUCACUUUGACUCCCAGAGGAUUCUGGAUGAAACACAGAAAUACCUGAAAAGGUUUGAGUCUUUGCAAGCACCUCUUUAUGAGAGACAUAAGCUGCUGGAAGCUGCUGUGGAUCUUUAUGAGUUCUACCAUUAUCAUGACAUGGAACUGACCUGGAUCAAUGAGCGUUUGCCUAUUGCCCAUUCCACCAACUGUGGGAAGUCCUUGGAUGUGGCUCAAAACCUGUUGCAAAAGCACAAGGAACUGCAGGCAGAAGUGAAUGCCCACAAACAGCAAGUCCAGCGGAUCCUGGAUAAAGGAAAGACAAUGAUUGUAGGCCAGCACCCAUCAGCUCAGAAAAUAAGUGAGAAAUGCCAGGAGCUUGUGACUGCCUGGCAGGGCUUGGAGAAAUCCUGUGAGGAAAGGAUGAAGCAGCUGCAGCAUUCAGUUGGCUUUCAGGAGUUUUUAAUGAAUACAUCAGAUCUGGAGGCUUGGAUAGCAGAAAAAUAUCCACUCGUGACAAGCAAGGACUACGGUAAAGAUGAAGAUGGAACACUAAAACUCAUCAAGAAACAUAAGGCACUGGAGCAUGAGAUUGCCAUUUACCAAGAUUUGUUGAAAGAACUGAGUGAAAGUGCCCAAACUCUUCCUCUUGUGGGCUCCAUCCAGUAUAUUGAGGUUGAUGCACCAAAGGAACAAGUUCAUUCAAGACUCCAGGAGUUACAGGAGCUAGCAGUAGCAAGAGGGAAGAAGCUUGACCAAACUCUUGUCUUGCAUGAGUUUCUACGAGAAUAUGAAGAUCUGGAAGACUGGAUCACUCAGCAGAAACAAACAGCCAGCUCUGAAGACUAUGGAAAUGAUUACGAACAUGUUUUGCAACUUUGUGCCAAAUAUGAUACAUUCCGACAUCAGUUGGAAGCGGCUGGGAAAAGAGUUGUGGCAUUCCAGCAGCUGGCAGACAACUUGCUGAACCAAGGCUAUUCUGAGUCCUGGGAAAUUCGGCAGAUGCAGAAACAGCUAAGGAACUCUUGGGAGGAACUGUUGGAAAUGACCAGAUUACGAGGUGAGCAGCUGAGAGAUGCUGAGGCGAUUCACAAGUGUUACCAAGAUCUGACAGAUGCCCUGGCCCAUAUUGAGGAGAAGUCCAAAAGUAUUCCAGAUGAUGUGGCUAAGGACAUGACAGGUGUUCAAAGCCAGCUCCGGAACCAUGUGGCCUUGGAGCACGAGCUCUCUGGCAAUGAGCAGCAGCUGCAGGAGCUGACCCGCUCUGCAGAUCGCGUGCUGCCCCACUGCUCCCAGACGCAGGUGGAAGACCUGAAGGCAAAGCAGCAGGCAAUAGUGACCAGCUGGAGGGCCCUGAAGGCCAAAGUGGAGCAGCGCAGGAGACUCCUGGAACAAGCCUACAAGCUUUAUGAAUUUCAGGCACAUGUGUGGGACUAUUUCUUAUGGACAGCAGAAAUAAUAAGGGAAAUGAGAGCCAAGGAGUCUAUUCGGGACAUAUCUACCAGCAGCCUGAGACUCACCCAGCAUCAACAGCUACUGGCAGAGAUUGAAGCACGAGAAGAGAAGUACAGUCAUGUUGUACAGCUAGGACAGUCCCUCUUGCAAGAUGAGGAAAUGCCAUCAAAAGAGAUUCAGCAGAAGCUACAGGCUUUGUCGGAAGAGAAGAAAAAUGUAUACAAUGCAUGGAGACAGAAGAAGGAGUGGCUGGAGAAAAUACACCAAGAACAAAUGUUCUACAAGGAUUGGGAUCACCUUGACAUGCUCCUGAACUCACAGGAGGUUUAUUUGAAAAGCAGUGACCUCGGAAGGUCUGUAGAUGAAGUAGAACAACUCAUAAGGAAACACGAGGCUUUUGAGAAGCUCCUGGCAUCACAAGAUGAGAAGAUGAUGUCUCUUCAAGAACAGGCAAGCAGGUUGGAAAAGGCUGAUGGACUGGAAGGUCAAAAGAUUCAGCAAAAACUGAAUGUUAUUCAUGAGAGGAAGCGUCAGAUCAAGGAUCUAUCCCAGAGCAGGAGAGAGAAGCUGCAGACUGCCCUUCUUCUGGCACUCUUCUACCAAAACUUGGAAGAGGCAGAAGAUUGGAUCAGUGAGCGCAUGCAGAAACUGGAGGAUCCUUCCAUACAAGACCCCAGCAAUCUGCAGGACAAGAUGAAGUUGCUGCAGAAGCAUCAGGUCUUUGAGGCAGAGAUUCUAGCAAAUGAAGAAAUCAUUAUAGCUGUUAAUAAGAAAGGAGAAGCCCUGAUAUCAAAAGGCCACCCAAAAUCAGGAGAGAUCCGUCGCCAAGUCCGCAUGCUUCAGGAGCACUGGGAGAAGUUGAAGAGAGCUGUUGCUGCUCGUGGGAAGAUGCUGGAGGACAGUCGGGACUUCCUAGAAUUUCUCCAGAAGGUGGACCAAGUGGAAGCCUGGAUCAGGGAGAAGGAGGUCAUGAUUAAUGUAGGUGAUGUGGGAAAUGAUUAUGAACACUGCCUGCAGCUCAAGAAAAAGCUGAAUGAGUUCCGUGGAGCAACAUCAGGGUCAACAGUGGAUGAUGCUCACAUCAGGACUAUCAAUGCCCUGGCCAUGAAACUGGAGAGACAGAACAAGGAAGAAACAAAGACGAUCUAUGAGCGCCGAAAGCAGCUCAAUGAGAAGUGGAACAGUUUUCAUGGUAACCUGAAUGCAUACAGGAAGAAGUUAGAGGGAGCCCUAGAGAUUCAUGCCUUAAUCAGAGAAAUAGAUGAUAUCACAGAAAGAAUUACUGAGAAGAGUGUAUUGAUACAAGCACUGGAUUAUGGAAAAGAUGUGGAAAGUGUGGAAAACCUGAUUCGAAGACAUGAAGAAAUGGAGAGAGAAAUCAGCGUUAUUAAGUCCAAAAUUGAGCCACUGGAACUGGAAUCUUUCCGCCUCUCCACAAGGAAUCCAUCCAUAAAUGACAAACUGACUGUGAAGCAACAGGAGAUGAAAAACAACUGGCUACGACUCCAGGGACAGGCCAAACAAAGGAAGGAGAAGCUGGAAGCCUCGUACCAGUUGCAGAAAUUUAACUUGGAGAUGAAGGAGAUACUAGACUGGGCCCAAAACACCAGAGCUUUAAUGGAAGCAGGGGCGCUGCCUAAAAGCGCCAAUGAAGCCGAAAGCAUGAUAGAGGAGCAUCAGGAGAGAAAGGAGGAGAUUGAAGCCCGAGUGGAAAGAUUCAAUGCUCUCAGUGACUAUGGUAAAGAACUUGGCAAUUCUGGUCACUAUGCAACCCCUGAGAUUCGCCAGUCCCUCUCCAGACUACAGCAAGCCUGGUCUGAACUGAUCCAAGCAUGGAAAGAGCAAUAUAUAAAAUUGUUUCAGGCACAAGAUUUACAGAAAUUCUAUGGCUAUGUGGAACAGAUUGAGAGCUGGCUCAGCAGCAAAGAGGCCUUCCUAGCUAAUGAGGACUUAGGGGACUCAGUGUCUAGUGUGGAGAGCCUGCAGCGGAAACACACACAGUUUGAAAAAGCCCUGGAAGCUCAGAUGGAGAAAAUCGAUGAGAUGGCUUCAUUUGCUCAGCAGCUAACACAGAACAAGCAUUAUGACUCAGAAAAUAUCAGCAGCAGAUGCCAAGCUGUUCUGAGGAGAAAAAAGAGACUGCUGGAGAAUGCUGCUGCUCGCAGACAUUUGCUAGAGGAAUCAAGGCUUCUGCAGAAGUUCCUGAAGAAUUCUUUUGAGGUGGCUGCCUGGAUUAAUGAGAAGAAUAGCAUUGCCCAGGAUGAUAGCUGGAAGGAUCCAAGCAAUCUGCAGACCAAACUGCAGAGGCACCAGGCUUUCCAAGCAGAGAUCAUGGCCAAUAGAAAUCGUCUGGACUCCAUCAAAUCAGAAGGGGAGAAGAUGCUCCAUGAAAGGCACUAUGCCCCAGAAGCCAUUCAGUCCAGACUACAAGAAAUGGAAGAGCUAUGGGAGGAGCUGCUAGCAAGUUGCCAGGAUAAAUGGACCAAACUGCAGGAUGCUUACAAGGGUCUUCAUUUUCAGCGAAAUGUAGAGGACACAGAGAAAUGGUUGGAAGGUGUGGAAAAUGACCUGAAAGCACCAUACAGUGACAAUGAUCUGGUGGUUUUGAACAGUCAUCUGAAAAAACAAGAGGAACUGGAGGAAGACAUUGCUGCCCAUAGGGACAGGCUGCAAGAGCUUGUGGUCACAGCUCAGCAGUUUCAGAAGGAGAAACAUUUCCUUGCUGAUGAACUGGAAGAGAAAGUGGAUGAACUGGUGCAGAGAUACAAAAGGCUACAUGAUCCUCUGCAGGAGAGGCGGGGCAGUCUGGAGGCAAGCAGACUUCAGUACCAGUUCUUCCGAGAUGUUGAUGAGGAGUUAGCUUGGGUUCGUGAGAAGCUCCCCGUGGCUUCCUCCAAGGAUUAUGGCAAAUCCCUGGUAACCAUUCAGAGUCUACAAGAAAAGCACCAGAACCUGGAGAAUGAGAUAAACAGUCGGGAUGCUUUGACCAAAGCAGUGAUCAGUACAGGACAGAAACUGGUAAGGGGAGGCCACUCAGCCUCUCGCAAGAUUAUAGAGCAGCUGAAGGAGCUUGAGACUUCUGUAGAGACCUUGAAGGCAGAGGCUCAAGAGAGGAGACAGAGGCUUAUGCAGUCCUAUGAGGCCCAUCUGUUCCUAAAUGAGUUGCUGGAGGUGGAGGCAUGGCUGGCAGAGAGGAGUUUCAUUCUGGAGACCUCUGAUUAUGGGAAGAAUGAAGAAUCCACACAAGUUUUACUUCGUAAACUUGAAGCUACCAAACUGGACAUGGAUAGUUUCAGGUUGCGGAUUGAGAAAGUACAGGAGACAGGAGCCAGCUUAAUAAACAAAGACAGUCCAGAGAGUUCAGUAAUACUUUCAAAGCUCCAGGGGAUCCUAGCAGACUAUCAGUCUCUCCUACAGAAGUCUGACACCCAGAGAAAACGCCUGCAAGAGCAAUUCCAGCUCUAUCAGUUUGAAAGAGAAUUCCAGCUGGUAGAUGCAUGGCUCUCCAGUAAACUGUCUGUAGCAGAGUCCGAUGACUAUGGGCAGGACUUAGAUGAUGUUGAGGUGCUGGAGAAAAAGUUUAAAGAUUUUGUAAGUGAGAUGAAACCUCUGGGACAUUCUAAAGUUGUCUCCUUAAAUGAGUUAGCAUCUAAACUGGAUAAGGAAGGCCACAGCAAGAUGGAUGUUAUCCAGAAGAGAACUAAGCAAAUCAAUGAAAUGUGGGAGAAACUAUGCAAUGCCAUUGAGAUAAGGACAGAGAACCUAAGAGCAGCCCAUCAGGUUCACCAGUAUGACCACGAUGUGGAUGAAGUAAAGGGCUGGAUGCAGGAGAAAGAGGCAGUGGUGGAUAUAGAAGAUUAUGGGUAUGAUCUUCCAGGGGUACAGACACUUCUCAGCCACCUUGAGGGAGUAGAGGUAAGAGGAUCUGUGAUGAAGCAGUAUAGUGACUUGGCCUUACAAUCCAUUCUGUCUCCAUUCCAGAGAGAUCUAGGAGUCAUUAUGAAAGAGCUGGAACGGAUUCGAGGAGACGCUUGGCACCUCAGCCGCACAUACCCUCAAGUUAAGGAAAACAUCAUGGAGAGACUCACAGAUGUGGAUGAGUGCUGGGAAAACUUGGACAAAAAGUUUCUGGAGAGGAAGGCAAGACUGAGCCAGGCAGAACAAGUCCAGCUCUACUUCAAUGACUGCAGGGAGCUGAUGGCCUGGGCCAACGAGAUGCAUGCUCUGGUGAUCUCUGAGGAACUGGCAAAUGAUGUCCUGGGAGCAGAGUUGCUCAUCAAGCGCCACGAGGAAUACAAGCGUGAGAUAGAAAAGCAGUGGCUGAAAUAUGAAGAAAUGCAGCGAGCAGGAGGUGACCUGAUGAAGAAUGGGCAUUUCAUGUCUGUAGAGGUGUGUAUUGAAGAAAAACUGUUAGAGCUGUCUGAGUUGAUGAAGAAGGUAAAGGAGAGCUGGGACAUGAGGAAAGUGUUAUAUGAAGAAAACUGGGAGAUCCAAUUGCUCCGCAGAGAGCUUGAACAAGCAGAAGCGUGGCUGGCUGCCAAGGAGAGCUUUCUUUCAGAUCCCUCCUAUGGGGAUUCAGUGUCUGAAGUAGAGGAAUUAUUGAAGAAACAUCAUGAUUUUGAGAAGAUGCUUGCAGCACAGGAGGAGAAAUUUGCUCAGCUAAGCAGGAAAACUAAGAGAGAGAUGAAUCUCCUGAAACAAGUGGACACAGAAGAGAGUGAGCAGAAGGAAAAAGGCAAAGUUGUCCGGGUUCCUUCUCUGAGAAGAAAACCAUCUGACAAAAGGAAUGCACCGCCCAAAGUGACAGAGACAAAGAGCACAAUGCCACUGCCACCUGUGCCCACACACAGCGUGUCAUGGAGGGUCCCACUUGAAACUAUUUUCUCCCCUAUUGAAAAAUCUCCAACAAGGUUCCAAGAAUUCACUUCCUCAGAAGUCCCUGAAGUGCAAAGCAGCAACAAAACAGAAAUGAAAGCUGAGACAAGGCUCGGUGAAAUUAUCACUCCAGCUACACCAAAGGUGGUGGGCCCACAGGCUGUGUCUUUGGAGAGUUGCAGCUCUUUAGGCUCUCCUUUAUCUCCUACUCCUAUAAGCCAGCAACACAGCAGCAAUUUGUCACAAUCACAGGCCACAGACCACAGAUCUCCUCAGGAAAAAGGUUCUAUAGGCUCCUCUUUCUCCAGCCUGCAGAGCAAACCAACAGCAACACCACCCGAGCCUGGACGCAGGUCGCUAGAUAACUUGCCAAACUUACUUCUGUCUAGCUCCUCUUGGGAGAGAUUAAAGAACACGUCUUCGGUUUCUGCAAGUCUCCAAAACAUGGAGGGUUUCCUAGAAAAGCGAGACCAGCUCCUUCCACGAAGACAACAGCCACACUCAAGGUCUUGGAAAUCCUUCUAUGUAAAACUUGAUGGAUUAAAGCUUGAUUUCUAUAAUGAUGACAAAGAAGAAACUAAGAACAUAUCCACUGUCCUGUCCCUCGACAUUUCUGGUGCAAAAUGUGAGAAGCUGGUGAAUUACACCAGGAAGGAGAAUGCCUUCAUGCUGAGGCUGAGAGAUGGGGCAGAGUAUUUCCUUGCGGCACCUUCUCAGACACUGAUGGAGGACUGGCUGCAAUCACUACAGAAUAAUAUAGGACAUGGUAACAGAUCCUAUUCUACAGUGAUGGCUCAAACUCUCAUUUCAAGCACAGAGACAUCCCAGAAAAGAAUGUGGGAUUUUCCAGACAGGGACUCUGCUGAAAGACUAAGCAGCAAAAGCUCACUCCUGAGGAGAACACCUUCCUUCAAAAUCAAACCAGAGAGAGGGUCUGCAGAAUUUUCCAGAGAUUUUAAGGUGGACCUACAGUGACACAAGCCACAAUCACCACCUUAAGCCUAGAACAGAGUGGAAAUAAAA
Lonchura striata (white-rumped munia) is the source of this 11835-nucleotide messenger RNA. The record is from RefSeq and is a predicted model, not a curated record. NCBI's taxonomy places the organism in Eukaryota, Metazoa, Chordata, Aves, Passeriformes, Estrildidae.